This is a messenger RNA of Cloeon dipterum, 1792 nucleotides long. It is a transcript of the gene Hel25E, whose product is annotated as ATP-dependent RNA helicase 25E. The transcript has 9 exons. Gene Ontology annotation, biological process: mRNA splicing, via spliceosome; mRNA export from nucleus. The record is from RefSeq and is a predicted model, not a curated record. The coding region runs from base 165 to 1439 and encodes 424 amino acids. Lineage: Eukaryota; Metazoa; Arthropoda; Insecta; Ephemeroptera; Baetidae. Gene Ontology annotation, molecular function: RNA binding; ATP binding; RNA helicase activity.
AGUUCAUGAAAGGAAUUCAAAAAUAAAUUUUUUGGACUUAACUUCCGUUUUGCAGGAGCCGGGACCCGCUUGCUGCUACCGUCGCCAUCUUUUUUGCGUCUCUCUUGGCGUCGCAUCUAGUUCUUUUUCGGCUCCCGAAUUUCUCUCUAAAAUCAAUAUAAACAAUGGCAGACAACGAGGACCUUCUCGAUUAUGAGGAUGAGGAGCAAACCGAGACCACCCUUGGUGAGACUCCUGAUGGAGCCGCUAAGAAGGAGGUCAAGGGCACCUACGUGUCCAUCCACAGCUCCGGCUUCAGGGACUUCCUCUUGAAACCAGAAAUUCUCAGAGCCAUUGCUGACUGUGGGUUUGAGCACCCCUCCGAAGUCCAGCAUGAGUGCAUCCCGCAGGCUGUGCUGGGCAUGGACGUUUUGUGCCAGGCCAAAUCUGGCAUGGGAAAGACGGCUGUGUUUGUGUUGGCCACGUUGCAGCAGCUCGAGCCAACUGAGAACGUAGUUUACGGCCUGGUCAUGUGUCAUACGCGCGAGCUCGCCUUCCAGAUUAGCAAGGAGUACGAGCGUUUCUCCAAAUACAUGCCCAACGUCAAGGUUGGUGUGUUCUUUGGUGGCUUGCCCAUCCAGAAGGACGAGGAAGUGUUGAAAAACAACUGCCCGCACAUUGUGGUCGGCACCCCCGGCCGAAUCUUGGCGCUUGUCCGCUCCAAGAAACUGAAUUUGAAAAAUCUGAAAUAUUUCAUCCUGGACGAAUGUGACAAAAUGCUUGAGCAACUUGACAUGAGGCGUGACAUCCAGGACAUUUUCCGCGCUUCUCCGCAUGAGAAGCAAGUCAUGAUGUUCAGCGCCACAUUGAGCAAAGAAAUCCGACCAGUUUGCAAGAAAUUCAUGCAAGAUCCCAUGGAAGUGUACGUGAACGACGAGGCCAAACUCACCCUGCACGGUCUGCAGCAACAUUAUGUCAAACUGAAGGAAAAUGAGAAGAACAAAAAGCUCUUUGAGCUGCUUGACAUCUUAGAGUUCAACCAGGUGGUGAUUUUUGUCAAGUCAGUGCAGAGGUGCAUGGCCCUGGCGCAGCUGCUGACUGAGCAGAACUUCCCUGCCAUCGCCAUCCACCGAGGAAUGACACAAGAGGAGCGCCUGUCGAGGUACCAGCAGUUCAAAGACUUCCAGAAGCGUAUACUGGUUGCGACUAAUCUGUUCGGCCGAGGCAUGGAUAUUGAGCGAGUCAACAUUGUAUUCAACUAUGACAUGCCCGAGGACUCCGACACCUACUUGCACAGAGUGGCGCGCGCCGGACGUUUCGGCACUAAAGGUCUUGCCAUCACCUUCGUCAGUGACGAGAAUGAUGCUAAAAUUCUGAACGACGUGCAAGACAGAUUUGACGUCAACAUCACAGAAUUGCCUGAUGAAAUUGAUCUCUCUUCAUACAUUGAAGGACGCUAGGCCGCCUGACCACACUCACCAUUCCGAGAGAUCGUUGUAUAGCAUCUGCAUUUUACUGUGGCCCACUCAAAUCUGUAGUCCACUUCAUUUUACCGUCAUGAAUAAUUUCUUAAUGUAUGAAAUGAAAUGGUGCGUUUCUUUUCUACCCGUUUAUGGCAGAAUUAAUCGAUUUGUACUAGUUCUACGAUAAUAAAUAUGAACUACCUGGGAGUUCCAUGAUUCUGCCUUCCGCCAAACAAUUUGAAAUACAUUUCAUCGCAAUCUAGUGGUCUCUGUUAAACUUGCUUGAAAGCACCCAGGUGAAAGUGCACUUUGAAAUAAGACAGAUGGAAUAAAGACUAAUAUUAAUUGAA